CGUUUUCACCUCCCGCUGCCAACUCGGAUCGCCAGAGAGCUCGCAACGGGUUUUGAGGUGCCGCUGUUGCUGUUUUUGAGAGGAGGAAGAGGACAAAAAACACAUAGCCAGAUAUCUUCUUGAUCUCUUAAAGGCUGAGCAGGAGGUCCUGUUUCGUCGCCCGCGUGUGUGAAGGAAAAAGAUGGAUGGGCUUGGUGGUGGUGAUGAAGAUGCCGAGAGAAGGCAGCUGCUUCAUGACGCGCUCAAGCACAACAAGGACUAUCAGAUCGCUGAGGGCCUGACGGUCAACCUCUUCGACGGUUUUGUGGACUGGAAGAACUUCCACUGCCUUGGGCAGAGCGCCGACCAUCCCUUCCCACACAUGGACCCAAGGGCCAGGACCACACAUCGAGGGCAGACCUAUGUCGAGAGUGACACUGACGCGGAGGUGAGCAGAAGGAACGGGGCGGAGCAUUGAUUCGGUUUGAUGGCUGGCUGGUCUGGUUUUGACCAUUGCACUGCAGAUGCUCAUCUUCAUUCCCUUCAACCAAAAGGUGACCCUGCAGUCGCUCGGCUUCACCGUCCUCUCAUCGCAUCUCUCUUUCGGCCCCCGCACCGUCUACCUCUUCCCCAACCGAUGGAGUCUCGACUUCGACGACGCUCUCACCACCGACCCGGCGCAGACGCUCACCUUCACGCGCGAGGAUCUUGCGGACGGCACCGCUCUCUCCCUCUCUGCGGCCAAGUUCUCGUGCGUCGACUGUGUGUGGGUGUUUGUGGCGUCCAACCAGGGCGGCGAGGAGGUGACGCGGAUGAGCAAGAUGGGUCUGCUGGGGAGGCCGCUGAAGGACGGGAGCCACCAGAAGCUGGGGGGCAUCAGGGGCAUGAUGCGAGCAUGAUACAGACAGACAGGGAGGGGAGGGAUGGAGGGAAGUGGGUGGCGAGGACAAAGGUCCCCUGCCACUCACUGCCUUGUCCACCAGUGAGCGGUUGGUGCUUGUAGAAAGAAGGGCUGCCUGCAUGUGUCUGUUGUCAUGUCAGCUGGUCGCUUUUGUACAUACCUAAGUCAGUCGGCGAUCAUGAUUGUCACUCCAACGCACGGCACUGAUAUAUGGCUUUUCCCCUUGUCGUGACCUGCGCGAUGAUGACCAAGAUACCGUUUCUGCCGCGAGAGGUAUCUUGGUAGUCAUCGUCAGGGCCGCGAGAAGGCGACUGCCACAGCGCCUAGAACAUGGAGUCUGUGAAGAGCUGUGUGUGUGCGACUGGGUCUGUGGCGUAGCACGAGCGUUUGAGCGUUUUUUGACGGUGACACAACUGAGUGUGUAUGAUCAUCAUGGCGGUGUUGUGG
Messenger RNA from Vitrella brassicaformis, 1327 nucleotides. Lineage: Eukaryota; Vitrellaceae. The record is from the annotation of a GenBank genome assembly.